Molecule: messenger RNA, 708 nt
Organism: Ostreobium quekettii
Lineage: Eukaryota; Viridiplantae; Chlorophyta; Ulvophyceae; Bryopsidales; Ostreobiaceae
Source: the annotation of a GenBank genome assembly
AUGGACGCCUGUGGGCGGGAGCUGGAGGAGCUCACGCGCGAGCUGGCGUCCGCCAGCGCCGCGAUACCGGCCAGCCAGGACAACGAGGACGCCGCCUUCCCGUUCAUCCUGCGGCGACAGUUGAGCCAUAGGCUGGAAGGUGCCAAGGGCGACGGUGAGCCAUAUCACUUCAAGGGCAUCCUGGACAUCCUUGCCAGCAGCAGUGCCAUCAAGUCCACAAGCGACUUGGGCAAACCUGAGUGCUUCGACAUCAACCUGCUGGACAACCCCACCCUCUGGAGGCUGCAGAGGAUGGUCAAGUUGGCCCAAACGGUCAGUUCGGAGGAUGGGGAUGGGGCUGCAGCGCCAGCAACAGAAGCAGCUGCGCAGCCAGCGAAUGGCAGCGUCCCGUUGCCAUCAUCUGGGGCUGACGUGGAGGUGCACGAUGCACGCCCCAGCAACAUCCCCUCCACUGCCGAUGCCAGUGUGGUUCCCCCUGCCAACGACGAGCCGUCGCCUGGGGAUGAGGCUUUGCCUGGGGCCGCCUCGUCACCAAGGGAAAACCAGUCGCCAGGGAGCAACAAGUCUUCCAGGGAAAACGUAUCACCAGGAAGCAACCCAGCACCUGAUCCCAACCAUUCGCUGGAUGCCAACACGUCACAGGAAGGUAGUCCUUCGCCGGCUGCCAGCCCGUCUCCAGCAUCGGAUGGUGGAGGCACCGACAAAUGA